Messenger RNA from Penicillium paradoxum, 2430 nucleotides. Its product is annotated as ZZ type zinc finger domain protein. NCBI's taxonomy places the organism in Eukaryota, Fungi, Ascomycota, Eurotiomycetes, Eurotiales, Aspergillaceae. The record is from RefSeq and is a predicted model, not a curated record. Gene Ontology annotation, molecular function: zinc ion binding. Bases 1 to 2430 code for a protein of 809 amino acids. The transcript is spliced from 4 exons.
AUGGCAACCCCAUCAGCUCCGUCUCAUCCGGGCCCAGAACACUUGGUUACUGUCAAGGUACUAUACAAUGACAGUAACCGUCGCUUCAAGAUCCCUUUGAAGGAGUUGAAGGCUCAGGUGUUCCCCCAGAUGCUUCGAACCCUCCUCGGCGUUCCGGCGGAUGUCAACGUCAUUCUGGAACGCUAUUCUGACAGUGCCGGUUCUUACAUUCGCUUGGAAUGUGACAACAUCGCAGUCUACAAGCAACUUUACCGAGCUGCCAAGGCCAAGUCUAAGCUCCGUAUCAAGGUUACUACUCUCACUUCCCCCACCACAUCGGCACCCACACCAGUACCAUCAGAAUCCACUGUGCCGACGGAGUCAGUCAGCCACUCUCGUCACAGUUAUCUUGAAACCGUUUUGAGUCCUCCGGCACCCCCCAACACUUACCCUCUCGUCGAGCCGGUUCAAGCUCCUCAGCUCAUCGACUCGGCCGAAGUUCUUCAACCCACUUGCGAGAAACAGUUGGCCCUUGAUCAAACUCGCUACCGCACUUUUGAUGUGGACCAAGAAAGGAAUCAGUUCCCCGUCAUCUCUCACAACUCCCCCAACGGAAUGUUCUGCAUUGACUGCAACCACUGUGGUCGCUCAAUUGCAAAUGGGCAUUACCACUGUAGCAUUUGCGAAAACGGGGACUAUGACUUGUGUCUACAGUGUGUCGGUGCCGGUGCAACUUGCCGCGGCGAAGGUCACUGGUUGAUCAAGAGAACAGUCAAAGAUGGCGUGGUCACCAAUAGCACAACUGAGACAAUUGCACCUCGAGAUCAAUCCCUCCCAGAGUUUAAACCUCUGCUUCCCACCCAGGUUCAGCGCGAGGUAAUCACCAAGCCGGUAGUCCACAUCCCCGACUCGGUCCAGGAGCCCAUUCAGGAGUCAGUUGCAGAGCCAGUGGCCUCAUCAGCUUGUUCGAACGCAGCCGUGCAAGGUGACGACAAGCCUGUGUGCAAUGGAUGCUGUCGCGAAGCGGAUGAAAGUAAUCUUGUCCGGUGCAAUGACUGCGAGGACUAUGAUCUUUGCCUUCGCUGUCUCCUCAGAAACAAACAUGGCCAUCACCCCGGUCACACCUUCCAGCUUGGAUCUGACCGAAACUUCUGUUUGAAGAAUCUAAUCACCUCUCGCUGCCUUCCUGGCCGCCAGUUUCGACACGCCGCUAUCUGUGAUGGAUGUGACAAGCGCAUCGUUGGCGUUCGUCACAAGUGCCUGGCGUGCCCCGAUUGGGACUUCUGCCCCUCUUGCAUCUUGACUGCUUCUGACAGCCAUCCUGGUCAUCGAUUCGUGCAAGUCUACGAUACUAUCGGUGAACAGGCUCGGGAACAUGAAAUCCACUAUGGCAUAUUCUGUGAUGGUCCUCUAUGCAAGAAUAAACCCGCCCAGAACUACAUCAACGGGGUUCGAUACAAGUGCGCUGUCUGCGACGACACCGAUUUCUGUGCAAGCUGCGAGGCCCUCCCGACCGAUCAUCACAACCGCACUCAUCCAUUGGUUAAGUUCAAAACUCCUGUCCGUAGUGUGACUGUGAGCACUGUGGGUGACAACGGCUCGGGUGGAGCGGUCGCUUUGGGUGACCAACUUUGUACCCCCACCCGAGUGGCUGACCAGGUCGAGUUCGAGGAGCAAGAACCCGUUGAAGUGGAAGCUAGCAAGCCUGUAGAAAAGGUUGAGGCUCAACCACUCAUGAGCAAGCCCAAUUCCGAAGCCGAUAGUUCGGAUGUGUCGGAUUAUAAGGCCUUCUUCAUUCGCGACACCAUCACUGACGGUACCAAGAUGGCACCAAACACCAUGUUCCAUCAGACUUGGACUCUUUACAAUCCCGGUCCUGCCGCAUGGCCCAUUGGCUGCGAUGUACGCUUCGUCGGUGGUGACAAGAUGUUCAACGUCGAUCUCUGCCACCCAUCUAGCGUUGAAUCUAUUCGCUCGGCCAUGGAAAGCAACAAGCUAUUCGCACCCGUGGAACCCGGCGAGAGUGCUGACUUUACCGUCAAUCUGCGCACCCCCCACCAUGAGGGUUCUGCUAUCUCCUACUGGCGUCUCAAACUUCCUAAUGGUGUAGCUAUCGGUCACCGUUUGUGGUGCGAUGUCGAUGUGCAGACCACUUCGGCGGCAACCACCACCAGCGAGACCUCCCCUGUUGUGUCGGAGGUUGCCGGAAGUGGUAUGAUCUUCCCUAAACUGGAGAAGGAAUCCCCCGAGUCGAGCACUCACCAAGCCGAGGUUCCCGCGCCCCAGGCACCUACCUUGUCCAACUCCUCCGAAGGUGACAUUUUAGAGGAUGUUGAAAGCCUGACUCUGGAUGAUGCUUCCACUGACACUGGGUUCUUGACUGACGAAGAAUAUGAUGUUCUUGAUGCCAGUGAUCAGGAAUAUCUUGACGCCAAGCAGUCUGCAUACUAA